Messenger RNA from Penicillium brevicompactum, 498 nucleotides. RefSeq lists its product as uncharacterized. NCBI's taxonomy places the organism in Eukaryota, Fungi, Ascomycota, Eurotiomycetes, Eurotiales, Aspergillaceae. The transcript is spliced from 2 exons. The coding region runs from base 1 to 498 and encodes 165 amino acids. The record is from RefSeq and is a predicted model, not a curated record.
AUGCGAUUGCCUCUAGUGUUUCUUCUUCUUGCUGUGGGAAUUGGUUGCUCUGCAAACCCACUAGCAGUGCGGGAGACGACUGCCCCCUUCAAGAUAUAUGCAUAUGGCAAGGGUAUUAGUGGAUUGCCUGUGUUUUACAAAGAUGUCGCAUACUCAACAGAGUCGUCGAACACUUGGAUAGCAUCACCCGACUCCACAGAGCGCUCUGCCCCAUUUUCAGCCAAUGUAUUAUGUCUAAACCAGGACACUGCUUCGGCAAACCCGGUUAGCUUCAGCGGGACAUCCGAAGUGGGUCGCUCCAACAAGCUUACCAACGUGUGGUCGCUAUACGGCAGCUAUGUGCUGGUCACGCUAGACAAGGCAAACUUCUAUGCCAAACCGACAGGCACAGAUGGCUUGUAUUCGCUGCUUUGGAGUACCUCAGCUGAAGAGAUGACAGAUAGCAUACCGCUGACUCUGCGGACUAUAGCGCCAGCAACAGCGUCUGUGCUUGCUUAA